Choloepus didactylus (southern two-toed sloth) is the source of this 3869-nucleotide messenger RNA. It is a transcript of the gene MICALCL, whose product is annotated as MICAL C-terminal like. The record is from RefSeq and is a predicted model, not a curated record. Lineage: Eukaryota; Metazoa; Chordata; Mammalia; Pilosa; Megalonychidae. The transcript is spliced from 12 exons. The coding region runs from base 1291 to 3519 and encodes 742 amino acids.
CUCAUGCCUUCCUCCAGUCCUGUGGCAAAGUCAUCAUUCUCUAGGAGGAAGAAAGAGAAAAGCAGGACGCUGGGGUGUUCCUUGCAGGUUUGGGCUGGUCCCCGAGGGAUGGGGGGCCAUGGAUCUGACUGCCACAGCCUGGUUCAGCUCCACUUCCUGCAGCCACCUCGUCCUGGCCGUGCUGCCUCCACCCCUCUUCUGUACUCCCACCAUGCAUGCUCAUUUUUUAGGUUUCCUCCAGGUUAUCCUAACUUCUCACUGGUCUCCCUCUCUCCUCUUUGCGGGUCCUCCAGUCCACCUUCCACUCUGCAAUCAGAGUGAUCUUUCUAUGAGGCAUGUCUGACAAGCCAGUCUGCAGAGCUUAAAGCUCUUCAGUGGUUGCUCUUGGGGUGAAAUCCACCCUUUAACUUGCCAUGCAAGGCUCUUCUUGGUUUGAUGUCAAUUCAGCUGUGCACCACUGGUUUCUUCUAUAUAUACCUCCUUCCAUCCAGCACACGGACUUAUUUUCUGUUUCCCAUACAGGCCAUGCUUUCCCACCUUGGAGCUUUUGUUCACAGAGUUUCUUCCCCUUGGGUGCUACCACUCUCUACUCUAUGUUCAAAUCCUACUUGUCCUCCAUUGCCCAGUUAAAAUAGCACCUUCAACCCAAAGUGUAUACUGCAUAGAGGUCAGAUCUCCCUGAUCUCCCUUCUUUACUUUCUCUACUUCUUUAUUAGAUGUCCUUGUGAACAUGCCUUAUCUCCCCUGCAGAACAGAAAGAGAAGCUAGAAGGCAGAGACUGUGGCUGAUUCAUCUCCAAAUCUCCAGCACAGGCCUGGUUCAGAGGAGAGGCACGGGUAGCACCUGUUGACUAAAUGAUUAUUUGGGCACACAGUUCUCAGGCACACAUGCCUGUACCCAGAUACAACCCAAGUAUUGCAUCUGCUCUCUGCUACAAUAAUUCUAGCAGAUGAGCCAACCUCCCCCAAGAAGCCGAAGAGUGUCCCUGAGCCAGAGCCCGGUGAUGUGGAAAGUGAAGCCACCUCUCCCCUGUCCUCCGAGUGGACCUCAGUGAGGAUCAGCCCCGGGGGGGACGCACUUGGGCAGGACGUGCUGGCCGUGCGUGUUCUGGUCACCAGCGAUGACAGCAGCUCCGAAACAGAGUCUGACUGUGGCGGUGAGGCCUCCACUGCAGAGCCCUGGGAGGAGGGACCCUGGUGGCCAGAACCCCCACCCUUAGCAAGGCCCCUCACCCGGCACAGCUCCCUGAAGGAGGCGUUCUCUCCACAGGCCCCAGAGGAGUCCACAGCUAUGCAUGCUCUGCAGCGGGCCAACAGUUUCCAGGCUCCAAGGGCAAGCAAAUACCAGAACUGGAGGAGAAAAUUCCAGUCAAAUUUGAUGCCAGUGAACAACAAAAGAACUAUGUUGCCUGCAAAGGAACCUUCUCCUCUUUCUAUCUCCUCAUUGUCUUCCUCAUCUUCCCCACCAUCUUCUUCAUCAUCAGCCAGUGUUCUGGGGAAUGCUGCAGAUUGUUCCUCCCAUCCUCAGGUGAGAGCUUACAACCACGCCUCACAGGUUUCAAGGGAUCAUUUCAGUCCCUCCACCCCAAUCUUCCUGAGGCGAGCCAGAACCCAAGGAGCCUUCGAGGAAAUUCCCCUCUACCUGCCUCAUCACCAGGUCCUGGAGCGAGCAGAGUACUGCCCAGUGAGGCCUGGUGAAGAUGGCCUUCCCCACCCCGAACCACCUAGUCCAGGAGAGAUGGCAUCUCCUGGGUGUAAGGAGGCAGAGGCCCCUUUGGGGGAUACCAGAAGCACCCACAGAGGCCCCCACUCCAUUGGAGGGAAGGACCAGUGCUUGCCAGACCAAGAGCUAUCUCCCAGGGUUGGAGGGCACUCGGGAGAAAGGAAUGUUGGACCCAGGAGAGGAGAUGGAGGCUCCGAGCUGCCAGAGGGGAAGAAGCCAGGCUUACAGAAGUUAGUCCUCACUCACGAGCAGAAGAACAGGUUGCUGGAUUGGAGUGACUCCAACUUGCACCUCGAAGCUGGGGAACGACUUUCCCGGAAGAGUGCUGACAGUGGUGUUGGUGGCUGUGUGCUGAAACCAGUCCGCCCCCUGAGGCUUCCUCAGGCAGCUAGAGAGACACUGCCAGCCCAGGGGGCUCAGGAGAAGACGGGGUGCCCGGCUCAACGGGCUCCAGGGGAGCAAAGUGUGGCUCCUCCCAAGUCCCCUCUGCGGCUCAUAGCAAGAGCCAUCUGGAGGUCUCUGGAGCCCCUCCGCCCCAACCCUGAAGGUGGGAAGAAGGUCUGGGCCAAGCCAGAAUCAAAGACCUUGCCCGCCAACCAGCCGCGUGCCUGGGCUCACCCAUGCAGCCUGCAGAAGACCGGUUUCAGUAAAGACUGGGGUCAGCAGUCCUCAGGAAGGGACAUGGCGAGCAGGCCCUCAGUCUUCUCCCCGGGUUUCCCUGCCACCAGGGCUGCCCAGGCCUCAGACCCUAGUCCCCCUGACCCUGCUCGCUGCACCCCUAGUUUGCCCAACCGGCUGUCCAGGAUCUUUCCUGCGCUCAGAUCCCCCUGCAGCAGCAAGUUCGAAGACGUCCCCACACUCCUGGAGAAAGUGAGUUUGCAAGAGACCUCGCCAGAUGCUUCUAGGGUUCCAAAGAGAAGACUCUCACUCUUUUCCUCCUUCAGACUCAAAGACAAACCUUUUGAGAGUUUUGUCCAAGAAUCCAGACAAGGAAAGGACCUCAGGGAUGGCUGCAGCAGCCCCAAGGGGACGGUGCUGCCUGGGGACAAUGCCCAGCCGCUGGAGAAGUUGUUGCAGCCUCUCAGUGGUGCGUCCCGGGACCAGGCAGUCCAUCCUCCAGCAGCAGCACGAUCAGGCCCCAAGCACAUCCCUGUCAGAGCACAGGUGACGGAGGCUGCCUCCUCGGCUUCUUCCACUACCUCCUCCUCUGCAGAUGAAGAAUUUGAUCCCCAGCCUUCCUUGCGGUCAAAGGAGAGGAAGAUACUUAAAAGAAGAAGGAAGCUGGAAAAAGCAACAAAGCAACUGAUUAAGCAAGAAGAAUUGAAAAGACUUCACAAAGCUCAGGCCAUCCAGAGGCAGCUGGAGGAGGUGGAGGAGUGGCAGAGGGCUUACGAGAUCCAGGGCGUGAAGCUGGAGAAAGCACUGAGAGGAGAAGCAGAUUCAGGCACACAGGACGAAGCACAGCUCUUGCAGGAAUGGUUUAAGCUGGUUCUGGAGAAGAAUAAAUUAAUACGAUAUGAGUCAGAGCUACAGAUCAUGGCCCAGGAACUAGAAUUAGAAGAUCAUCAAAGCAGACUGGAGCAGAAAUUAAGAGAGAAAAUGCUCAAGGAGGAGAGCCAGAAAGAUGAGAAUGAUCUAAAUGAGGAGCAAGAAAUAUUCACUGAGAUGAUGCAAGUGAUUGAGCAAAGGGACAAACUUGUAGAUUCCUUAGAGGAACAACGUGUUAAAGAAAAGGCUGAAGACCAGCAGUUUGAAAGCGUCAUGCUUUCCAGGGGCUGUCCACUGAGCAGGACGUGAGCCGGCCCUGGGCCCUCUCCCUGACACUCUCCUAGUUACCUUUGCAGGAUUUAUCAUAUUAGAACUUAAAUUAGACCCUAAUGCAAUGUUUUUAAAGAAAUUAAAAUUCUCUCCGAUCUACUACAGCUGUCCAAGAUCCUUCAGAGGUUAUAAUGAAGAAAAUACAAAGACUCUUUUGAAAUUGGCAACCAGCUCAGCAGGUAUCUCAGAUUGGAAGUGUCCUUGGCAGACAACCAGCAUUGUUCUCCCGGGCAAGUGACACAGGAGGCUUGACUUUCCUGCUACUUUUAUAAUUUUUCCUCCCAAUUCACUGAGUUAUAUGUCUUGAGAUUUUUGAGAUGCUGCUUUUU